This is a messenger RNA of Paramecium pentaurelia, 2254 nucleotides long. Lineage: Eukaryota; Ciliophora; Oligohymenophorea; Peniculida; Parameciidae. The record is from the annotation of a GenBank genome assembly.
AUGACCAUGGAGUGGAUCUCAAACAAACAGUUCCGAUUUUUAAAUUUCAAGAAAUUACAAGACUCCAAGCUUAAUGAUACAUCUGAACUAACUAAAUAGAGAUUGGCCUUUAAGACCUUACUCUCUCAAACAGAAUAAAUGAUGAAGAAAAUUUGGGAUGAGUUGUCACAAUCAAUCAAAUAAGUUUACGAUUGGAUUGAAAAGGAAAACUAAUCAUACUUUAACAUCAUCAACGAAAAUACUAAUCUAGCUGAAUCCUCUUACACAGACUUGGAAAAAUUAGUAAACAUUGUAGAAGGAUCAACUUUAAAUGAUUGGAAUGCUUAGAAAAAUUCUUUAUUGAAGGAGUUGGAUUAGACCAAGAGUUGGUGGGACCAGCUUAUUAAGGCUUUUAUUGAAAAGUCAAAGGAAGGAAUCCGAUAGAUUAAAUAAUCAAUUGAGUAAGUAUUUAAAUCAUAUCUCUAGGAAAGAAGUAGUUUACUAAAUGAAAGAAGAUCUUUUUGAAAUACUAACUUACAUCCAGGAUAUAGAUGAAUCUCUCUCUAUUAGAAGAUUCUUGAAAUACUUAGAAGAGAGAAAGUUUUAGAUGUCCUUAAAUUCCUUUCGAAUAACAACAAUCAAAACUUUUAUGAAUCUUUAAGCAACAAGCAACAGAAUAUCAAGGAUGUAAAGAAGUAAAUAAUGAAAAUAACUAAUAUUUUGAGGAAUAUUUAGGAUCAUAAAUUUAAUAAAUAUGACUAUUCUUAAGAGACAAAUGAAAAAGAAAGACUAGAUCUAAUUAAUAGGAUGAAGAAUAAUAAGGGAAUCAUAGAUUUUAUCAGGUUUUUAGUUCUCCUCACAAGCAUAGACGGUAAAUUUAUUUAAAGUGGAUCUAAUGGAUUGAAUUUAUGUGUAGGAAUGAAGGUAGAUAUUCGGAACAAAUCCUUUGAGAAUAUCAGAAUCAAGAAUACUUCUUUAAUUGGAGGAUAUUUUGUAAGAUGUAACUUAAGUGGAUCUGAGUUUGAGAAUGUGGAUAUCAGUGGAGUCAAUUUUAAUGGUGCUAAACUAUUCUAUUGCAAAUGGAAGAACUUGAAAAUCAAUGAGUUGAAUAAAUUGUAAGGUCAUAAUGAACCUGUUUCAUCAGUUUGUUUCUCUCCUGAUGGAAAAACAUUAGCAUCUGGUGGUGGCAGUAUCAUUGGAGAUGGUGAUAAGUCUAUCCGUCUAUGGGAUGUCAAAAUAGGAUAAUAAAAAGCCAAAUUAGAAGGUCAUAGUAGUUGUAUUAACUCAAUCUGUUUCUCUCCAGAUGGAAAUACUUUAGCUUCUGGUAGUAGUGAUAACUCUAUCCGUCUAUGGGAUGUCAAAACAGGAUAAUAAUAAGCCAAAUUAGAUGGUCAUUGUAGUUGUAUUAACUCAGUCUGUUUCUCUCCUGAUGGAAAUAUAUUAGCUUCUGGUAGUAGUGAUAACUCUAUCCGUCUAUGGGAUGUCAAAACAGGAUAAUAAUAAGCCAAAUUAGAAGGUCAUAGUGAUUAUGUUUAAUCAGUCUGUUUCUUUCCUGAUGGAAAUACAUUAGCUUCUGGUAGUGAUGAUGAGUCUAUCCGUCUAUGGGAUGUCAAAACAGGAUAAUAAAAAGCUAAAUUAGAUGGUCAUACUGGUGGUAUAUUGUCGGUUUGUUUAUCUCCUAAUGGAAAUACAUUAGCUUCUGGUAGUGGUGAUUACUCUAUCCGUCUAUGGAAUGUCAAAACAGGAUAACAAAAAGCCAAAUUAGAUGGUCAUACUAAUGGAAUCUUGUCAGUCUGUUUAUCUCCUGAUGGAAAUACAUUAGCUUCUGGUAGUUGUGAUUACUCUAUCCGUCUAUGGGAUGUCAAAACAGGUAAAUAUACUGCCAAAUAAGAUGGUCAUACUAAUGGAAUCUUGUCAGUCUGUUUCUCUCCUGAUGGAAAUACAUUCGCUUCUUCUCUUGAAGGUAAGUCUAUCUGUUUAUAGGAUGUAAAGAAUGUAAAAGAACUUUCAUCCUAUGACAAAAUAUAAAAAGAUAUUCUUACCUCGUUUUAAAUACCACUUUAGAAUAGCGCAUUAUUACCAAAUGGUAUUAGUUAUUUAUUAUUAUUUAGUUAAUCCUGACCGUACAAUACUUAGAAUUUAUUAGAAUCCUUUAUUUGAAACAUCUAGUACGCUUAUCUUUUAAGGAGAAUUCAUCAAUCAUUAAGGGUUAGAUUUAAAACCUUUAUUUAAAUCAAAAGGAAGUUGCUUUUUAGAAGUUUUAUAGUAGAAGUGA